Molecule: messenger RNA, 1343 nt
Organism: Saccostrea cuccullata (small rock oyster)
Lineage: Eukaryota; Metazoa; Mollusca; Bivalvia; Ostreida; Ostreidae
Product: glutathione hydrolase 7-like
Exons: 11
Biological process (GO): glutathione catabolic process
Cellular component (GO): plasma membrane
Molecular function (GO): glutathione gamma-glutamate hydrolase
Source: RefSeq, a predicted model, not a curated record
CGGAAGUUGGGCAAAUAUGAUGAUGAUCACAGAAAAAUAAAAAUUGUGAACCUGUUUGUCGACGGUAUACCAUCUAUAGUUAAAAGGGCGUGCUUGUCUGCUGCCUUAAUGUAAAGCCAGAGUAGUGGAAGGAUGGAAGACGAUCGACAAGAACAAAUCAACACUAAUGAGGCUGAUAUUACAAAAUUGAUAGCAAAAGACAAAACUGUACUGGGUAAAGGGGGACACGUACUGAGUGAUGGUCUGAAGAAGGGAGAAACCUCGCCUCUACACCGAGACAAGAAAGUCACCUCAGGGAAAGAUUUAGCCCAUUCUCGUGGAUUAAAGAUCAUCAUUGCAUCAUCUGUAGUCUUGGCUGUAUCGAUAACCAUUGCAUUGGUGCUAUAUAUUUAUUUAGGAAAACCUCAGGUGGGAGCUUCGGGAGCUGUAGCGUCUGAUGUUGGUAUUUGUUCUGACCUUGGCCUUGCCGUCCUAGAGAGGGGAGGUAAUGCAGUCGAUGCCACAGUUACAACACUUCUAUGUGCAGGAGUUGUCAACCCUCAUAAAUCGGGCAUUGGAGGGGGUGGGUUCAUAAUGGUAUAUGACCACAAAACAAAGUGGAGUGAUGUCAUCGAUUUUAGAGAAACAGCGCCAUCUGUUGCCAGGACAGACCUCUUCAAAGGAGACAGAACUUUGAUUGAAAGGGGCAUAUUUUCUGUUGGUGUUCCAGGAGAAUUGAAAGGACUAGAAUCUACUCACAAGAAAUAUGGAAAGCUUGCUUGGAGCUCCUUAGUAGACCCUGUUACUUCUCUGGCUAAAGAAGGAUUCAAAGUUACUAAGUCUAUGGAUGAAAUGUUUAAAAGUGGAAAACUGACAGCAAAUGACUUAAGUCCAAAUCUCCAGAAAUACUAUGUCAAAGAUGGCCGCUUUGUGACUCUGGGGACAAAGAUCAGACGGCCUGAUUUAGCAGAAAUUUUACAGGAGAUUUCAGACAAAGGUUCCUCUGCCAUAUACUAUGGGAAAUACACCAAAGAAAUCAUUGAUGCUCUGACCCCCUCCGGUACAUCAGGGAUCCGUGAGUGGAUGACAGAGGUGGAUCUAAAGAAAUACCAAGUGAAGCACAGGGACAAGGUCCAGACAACUUACCAUGAGAAUACCGUGAUGACAAUUCCUGCUCCUGGUGCUGGACUCUCCGUCUUGUCGGCCCUCAACAUGUUAGAGGAUUAUCCCUUGGUACGGAACAAUCCUGAGACGGUACAUAGGAUGAUAGAGGCUUUAAAAUUUGCCUGUGCACAGCAGCAUCAGUUAGGUGAUCCAGACUUUAACAAGGACAGGGUUGACAAUGUAACACAAGACAUGUUAAG